This is a messenger RNA of Paramuricea clavata, 441 nucleotides long. The record is from the annotation of a GenBank genome assembly. Lineage: Eukaryota; Metazoa; Cnidaria; Anthozoa; Malacalcyonacea; Plexauridae.
AUGGCCGAAACAACUCGAAAAACAUGUCGAACUUUCAAGGCAGAUCUUGGGCCUUUUCACAUAAAUCUAAACCCAGUUGUUACGUUGAUAUCGGCAACGGUCAUUUGGGGGUUUGCAAUAUGGGGAAUGGUGGACACAACUAAUGUAUCAGAAUACAUGGCCGAGGGAAAAACCUGGAUCACGGAUAAAUUCACCUGGUUGUACAUUGGCACGCAAGACAUUUGGUUUCUGUUCAUUCUUGUUGUCUACUUCUCGAAAUAUGGAAAGAUGAAACUUGGCAGAGAUGACGAAGAACCAGAAUUUAGCGACGCGGCGUAUUUCACCAUGUUAUUUUCAGCGGGUAUUGCGAUCGGUCUGUUCUAUUUUGGUGUCGCUGAACCGAUCUUCCAUUAUGAACCUGGAGAGAAUGGAAACCGUUACUGGGGAAGGUAUGUCAUAUAA